This is a messenger RNA of Lactuca virosa, 1917 nucleotides long. The record is from the annotation of a GenBank genome assembly. NCBI's taxonomy places the organism in Eukaryota, Viridiplantae, Streptophyta, Magnoliopsida, Asterales, Asteraceae.
GAGCUAUAGCCUAUAGGUAUCAGCUGGGCCUUUCAUUUCACCUUUAUCAGGGUUUCUCUGUCGCGUUAGGGUUUACAGUUCACCGGCGGUAAGAAAUGGAUCUUUCGAAGAAGAGAAAAAUGGAGGAGAACGGCCAAUACACCACCGAUGUCACAAACGACGUCGCGACUCCGCCGUUAUUCUCCUCUAUAACUCUCACUCCACAGGAUGCGCGGAAGAUCUUGGAAUCCUUCACUAAGGAACAGCUCCUCGACGUUUUACAAACUGCCGUCGUACGCGACGUUGCCGUUCUAGACGCCGUUCGUUCGGUAGCAGACUCCGAUCCUACCCAACGUAAACUUUUCAUCCGCGGUAUCGGUUGGGAAACAACCACGGAUAAGCUUCGAUCGACCUUUUCGGCUUUUGGGGAACUUGAAGAGGCUAUCGUAAUAACUGAUAAAAAUACUGGAAAAUCGAAAGGUUAUGGAUUUGUUACUUUUAAACAUAUAGACGGCGCGGUUUUGGCUCUGAAAACACCAAGUAAGAAGAUCGAUGGUAGAAUUACGGUUGCGCAGUUAGCGGCGUCUAGGGAUUCAGCUAAUGUUGAUGUGUCAACGAGGAAGGUGUACGUUGGCAAUGUCCCGUUUGAGAUAUCAUCGGAGAGAUUACUGAGUCAUUUUUCAUCAUAUGGGGAGAUAGAAGAAGGACCGUUAGGGUUCGAUAAACAGUCAGGGAAGCAAAAGGGUUUUGCUUUUUUUGUUUAUAAAACUGAGGAAGGGGCGAGGAAUUCACUUGUGGAUUCAAUCAAGAACAUUGAUGGGCACCAGGUUAUGUGUAAAAUGGCUACUGAUGGGAGGAAGGGGAAAGUAAGUGGUCCACAAGUGUCUAAUGGGAGACCUGUUGAUUCCGCUCGAUCAAUGCCAGGUUCCAUGAACGCCGGCUAUGGUAUGCCAGGUGGGAUAACAUCGUAUGGUGGGUACUCCAGUGGACCUCCAUUGCCUCAUCAAAAUCCGCAACUGAAUUCUUCAAUGCCUUCGUCAAUGAGCAGUGGUCCAGGUUAUGGGAGUCAAGGGCCACCCUCAUAUGGCGGUGGUGGUGGGUAUGCUGGUGGUGGAUACGGUAGUGGUGGUGGCUCACAUUAUGGUGGUGAUACAGCCCUGGAUCAUCCUGGGCUUAACAAUUAUCCAUCUUCUAUGAACAGAUUGCCCCCAUCUCAGGGUGGAUACAGUGAUGGUGGAAGUUAUGGUUCUUCAGCUUACUCAACACAACCUAACCUUCCACCUGGUGGUCCGAGAGUCCCUCAUGGUGGGAUGUACCAGAGUGGCCCACCAUAUUAUUGAGGUUAUAGGUUAUACUCCAUUUGACAAAAAUUGCAAUCUUUUGUAUCACCCAAAAAAGUUGGGGCAUGGAUUUGCUCUUGAUCUAUAGUGAGUGCAAAAGACGAGAAUGCCCUUUGCAUCUUCAUCAUUGAAAAUAGCCCUAAAAAGCUUGUCUGUUUUGGUCCCUUCCUGUAACAAACGCUGCACAAAAGAUUAGAUAGAGAACUUUGAGGUAUCAUGGAUCAAGAAUAUCUGAUUCCUUUGGUUUAGUUCCAAUUGAGCUACUGUGUUUCCAAGAAUUAGAUAAAGACACUCAUUUCUGCUCUAUGUCGGAAUCGGAAUUGGAAAUGGAAAUGGGGAAUUGAAGUUUUGGAAUUUUGUUUUGAUGUUCACCAAACCAAAGUUAACAUUGGUUGCUCAAAGUAGAAAUUGGAAAAAAGGGAACAAAAAGUUUAAAGCUUAUGGUCGAAUAUCCUUUGUAGAUUUUUGUUUGAUGUUAGUUGUACAUAUAGUUUUGAUACCCUUGCAUAUGGGUCAGAAUCGAAUAAUGAAAUAAUUUGAGAGAGGAAAAACAUGUGCAAUUGUCGAUACAAAUAUUUUAUCUUGACACAAAGACGUG